Molecule: messenger RNA, 1847 nt
Organism: Hevea brasiliensis (rubber tree)
Lineage: Eukaryota; Viridiplantae; Streptophyta; Magnoliopsida; Malpighiales; Euphorbiaceae
Exons: 5
Coding region: 308-1585 (425 amino acids)
Biological process (GO): regulation of DNA-templated transcription
Molecular function (GO): transcription coregulator activity
Source: RefSeq, a predicted model, not a curated record
GUUUGAUCCGAACUAAUCCCAGACCGGCACUUAGCCAGCCUACCCAACCAGUGGAAGAGGGAAAAAUCAUGUCUUUCUUUUUCCCAGUAAAUGACCCAACACACUUUCACCUAAAAAAAAUGACUUCAUGAAAAAUUAUGGUAAUCUCUUCUAAAUUAUUGAGCAAGGCAAAGUUAUGGAAAAGCAACUCUUUCUCUCUCUCUUUGUACUGCUCCCCAACCAACAAAAAGAAAGCCUCCAUUGCAAACUGGAAUUUGAUUUGAAAGAGCGAAAGCAACAUAAGAGUUGAAGUGACCCAUCUGUACCCAUGGAGUUGACGGUGAAGAUGCCGAGGCCGGGGCCGAGACCUUAUGAGUGCGUGAGGAGAGCUUGGCACAGCGAUAGACACCAACCCAUGAGAGGUUCCAUCAUUCAACAAAUUUUCAGGGUCGCUAAAGAGAGUCACAGUGCCGCAACUAAAAAGAACAGGGAGUGGCAAGAGAAGCUUCCUACCGUGGUCUUGAAAGCUGAGGAAAUCAUGUACUCCAAAGCCAACUCUGAGGCUGAGUAUAUGAACCUAGAAACGUUAUGGGAUCGUGUGAAUGAUGCGAUUAACACAAUUAUUCGAAGAGAUGAGAGCACUGAAACCGGAGAGCUUUUGCCUCCUUGUAUUGAAGCUGCCCUCAACCUCGGCUGCAUUCCAGUUAGAGCUUCGAGAAGCCAACGACACAACAAUCCCAGGAGUUACCUCAGCCCAAAAGUGCAAGAACCUGUAUCUGCAUCGCUUACAAUUUUGGAAAAAACUAAUGAUAAACAAUGCCCUCAGUCAGCAUCACUUCAGUCCAGCUGUCAGUUGAACUUUGCAAGAGCCACCAAGGCUGUAAAUUCAACAUUUCCAGUAUCAGAAUGUAACCGUGAUUUGAGUAAGGCUAGUAAGCUUGCUGCACCUCAACUUUAUGAGAAUAUUUCUGCUGGCUGUAGUCAAUUGAUGUCAACGGACACUGACAAGCAAUUGAACUUGGGUUCAGUUUAUCCUUUGUAUUAUGGAAAUAACUAUCACAACAAAGAUCCCCAUUUGGCUUCCCAAGUCGCAGAGAAGAAUCCCAACAUUAUAUAUGUUGGUAAUCCCAUUAGCACAUCAAUGGGUGCUUUGCAGAACCUAUUCUUGUGUCCUAGUGCUGAAAUUGCUGCCAAGAGGAUCUCACAAGCAAAUUUGGAGAAUACUCAAGGGAAGUCACCUGGGGUGCAAUGUGAUUUGUCUUUAAGGUUGGGUCUAUACACUGACCCCUGUAUCAGCAUGGAAAGAGGUUCAGCUCAAGAAACUGAGGUUGUUGUUUCAAGCAGUUCUCAAGAUAGGGGCAAGCUUAGUGAUUUUUCUCUGCAAAAGAACAAGGAUUUGUGCCUUUCUCGAAUUACAAAUACUAAUGAUCCUUUUAUGUCCUGUCCAAUUAAGUGUUUUUCAGUGGGUGAAGAUCAGAGUUUGGACACAACUAUGAGAAAGCGUAAGGCACUCUUCAAUGACAAUAUGGAGGGUGGACAAUUUUGCUGGCAACCUGAAUUUCCUUCUAACCAGUUCUUUGGUCGGAUAGAAAGGCCAGGUUUGUAGACAAUGUUUUCCUGUUGUAGUGUAUAUGCAUCAAAUUUUGAGAUGCCUCAAUUAUACUGGUCAAUCCAUUUUGCAAGCUCGUUUUCGCAUGUAGUUCUGAUCACAAAGAUUUACACGCUAAUGGUGGGAUUGCAAGUGGGGAUUUAGCAAAAAGGUGAAUUGUAAAUGAAAUCUUAGUUUCAUUCAUAUGUUAAUAGUUGGCAACAGAACAUUCAAAAUCAAGAUAUUAAAACACUCUAACAUCCAACUGAAUUUGACUGAA